GGGGCAGCCUGGGGCCCGGAGGGAAGGUGUAAGUGUGCCGUGUUAUCACUGGACGCCAGCUUUCUAUGCACAUAGGAUGCUAGGUGUAAUGGGGCCGGGUGGACUCUGGUAGUGAGAGCAGGGUGACGUCAGUGGCCAGAAAGCGUUCCUGUCCGAAGACCAGAGAAACUUGGCGUGAUCAGUGUCAAGAGCCAGGUAAAAAGGUCCAACUAAUGAGAAAGAAAGAACAAGAGAGGAAAGGGGAGAAUUCUGCUGCCACCAUGCAGAGAAGUAUUAUGUCAUUUUUCCAACCCACAAAAGAGGGUAAAGCAAAGAAGCCCGAGAAGGAGACAGCCAACAGCAUCAGAGAGAAGGAGCCCCCUCCAAAGGUGGCAUUGAAGGAGAGGAAUGGAGUGGUGCCUGGGAGUGAUUCUCCAGUGAAGAGACCAGGAAGGAAGGCAGCCCAGGUCCUAAGCAGCGAAGGGGAGGAGGAAGAUGACGCUCCUGGCACCCCCAAAGUCCAGAAGUCCGUUUCAGACUCCAAACAGAGCUCUCCUCCCAGCCCUGACACAUAUCCUGAGAACAGUCCUUCCUUCUCAGAAAGAAGCAGCCCCUCCAUGGACAUCUCCCCAUCAGGAUUCCCGAAGCGUCGCACUGCUCGGAAGCAGCUCCCGAAACGGACAAUUGAGGACACUGUGGAGGAACAGAAUGAGGACAAAGACAGAGCAGCCAAGAAAAGGAAGAAGAAAGAAGGUUCAACGUGGGCCACCGCACAGCAGAUGGAAGGAAAUGUGGCGGCGGCCGCGAACCCAGAAGCACAGACCCCAACAGAAAGCCUCACAGAGGCUGAAGAUGUAAAACAGAAGGAAGAAAAGGAGGGGGGCCAGCCCAUAGUGCCCCCUGAGCCUGCAAAGUCCCCUGAGUCAGUACCCCUGACAAAGACAGAGAACGUUCCAGUGUGUAAGGCUGGCGUGAAACAGGAGCCUCAAGAAGAGGAGCAGAGCAAGCCUCCUGCCAGAGGUGGCAAGACACUCAGCAGCUUCUUCAGCCCCCGGAAGCCAGCAGUGAAAGCUGAAGUGAAACAAGAAGAGUCAGGUACUCCAAGGAAGGAAGAGACCAAGGGAACCCUGGAUCCAACAAAUUACAAUCCUUCCAAGAGUAACUACCAUCCCAUUGAUGAUGCCUGCUGGAAACAUGGCCAGAAGGUUCCCUUUCUUGCUGUGGCCCGGACAUUUGAGAAGAUAGAGGAGGUUUCUGCUCGGCUCAAGAUGGUGGAGACACUGAGCAACCUGCUGCGCUCCGUGGUGGCCCUGUCACCUCCAGACCUGCUCCCUGUCCUCUACCUCAGCCUCAGCCGCCUCGGGCCACCUCAGCAGGGACUAGAGCUGGGUGUUGGUGAUGGUGUCCUCCUCAAGGCAGUUGCCCAGGCCACAGGUCGUCAGCUGGAGUCCGUCCGGGCUGAGGUAGCAGAGAAGGGUGAUGUGGGGCUGGUGGCCGAGAACAGCCGCAGCACUCAGAGACUCAUGCUGCCCCCACCUCCACUCACCACCUCCGGGGUCUUUACCAAAUUCUGUGACAUUGCCCGGCUCACUGGCAGUGCUUCCAUGGCCAAGAAGAUGGACAUCAUCAAGGGCCUUUUUGUCGCCUGCCGCCACUCGGAAGCCCGGUUCAUUGCCAGGUCCCUAAGUGGACGGCUGCGCCUUGGGCUGGCUGAGCAGUCAGUCUUGGCUGCACUUGCCCAGGCUGUGAGCCUCACACCCCCUGGCCAAGAAUUUCCCCCAGCUGUUGUGGAUGCUGGGAAGGGCAAGACAGCAGAGGCCAGAAAGAUGUGGUUGGAAGAACAAAGCAUGAUCUUGAAGCAGACCUUCUGUGAGGUGCCUGACCUGGAUCGAAUCAUCCCUGUGCUGCUGGAACAUGGCCUGGAACGUCUCCCAGAGCACUGCAGGCUAAGCCCAGGGGUCCCUCUUAAACCAAUGCUGGCCCAUCCCACUCGGGGUGUCAGUGAGGUACUGAAACGCUUUGAGGAGGUGGACUUCACCUGCGAGUACAAAUAUGAUGGGCAGCGGGCACAGAUCCACGUUCUGGAAAGUGGAGAGGUGAAGAUCUUCAGCAGGAACCAGGAAGACAACACAGGAAAGUACCCUGACAUUAUCAGCCGCAUCCCCAAGAUUAAACUCCCCUCAGUCACAUCUUUCAUCCUGGACACUGAGGCUGUGGCCUGGGACCGGGAAAAGAAGCAGAUCCAGCCAUUCCAAGUGCUCACCACACGAAAGCGCAAGGAAGUUGAUGCAUCAGAGAUACAGGUGCAGGUGUGUCUGUAUGCCUUUGAUCUCAUCUACCUCAACGGAGAGUCCCUGACUCGCCAGCCCUUGUCUCGACGGCGGCAGCUGCUCCGGGAAAACUUUGUGGAGACAGAGGGUGAGUUUGUCUUCGCCACCUCCCUGGACACCAAGGACAUUGAGCAGAUCGCUGAGUUCUUGGAGCAGUCGGUGAAGGACUCCUGUGAAGGGCUGAUGGUGAAGACCCUGGAUGUUGAUGCCACCUAUGAGAUCGCCAAGAGGUCACACAACUGGCUCAAGCUGAAGAAGGACUACCUUGACGGUGUGGGCGACACUUUGGACCUUGUAGUGAUUGGUGCCUACCUGGGCCGGGGGAAGCGUGCCGGCCGGUAUGGGGGCUUCCUGUUGGCUGCCUAUGAUGAGGAGAGUGAAGAACUGCAGGCCAUAUGCAAGCUGGGGACUGGAUUCAGCGAUGAAGAGCUGGAGGAGCAUCACCAGAGCCUACAGGCCCUGGUCUUGCCGACCCCACGCCCCUAUGUGAGGAUUGAUGGAGCAGUGGCCCCAGACCACUGGCUGGACCCAAGCGUCGUGUGGGAAGUGAAGUGUGCAGAUCUCUCCCUGUCCCCUGUCUACCCUGCUGCACGGGGCCUGGUGGACAAAGAGAAAGGGAUCUCCCUUCGUUUCCCUCGGUUCGUUCGCGUCCGUGAAGACAAGCAACCAGAGCAGGCCACCACCAGUGACCAGGUGGCCUGUUUGUACCGGAAGCAGAGUCAGAUUCAGAACCAGCAAAGCUCAGACAUGGACUCCGACUUUGAGGACUGCUAUUAAACCUCUAGCCUCCUGGGCCUGGGGCAGAGGUUGAGGGAACCUGGGUACUGUUACCUGGUGGUGUUGACUGGUGUGUGUAGGGACAUAGGGGUGGGAUACUGGGGCUGGGAUGCUUCAUUUUCUUCAAUAAAUGACUACUAAAUGCCUACUCUGUGAGGAGGUCCACACUGAG
This is a messenger RNA of Peromyscus leucopus (white-footed mouse), 3258 nucleotides long. RefSeq names its product DNA ligase 1 (gene Lig1). The record is from RefSeq and is a predicted model, not a curated record. Bases 213 to 3086 code for a protein of 957 amino acids. Gene Ontology annotation, biological process: DNA repair; DNA recombination; lagging strand elongation. The transcript has 29 exons. Lineage: Eukaryota; Metazoa; Chordata; Mammalia; Rodentia; Cricetidae. Gene Ontology annotation, cellular component: nucleus; mitochondrion. Gene Ontology annotation, molecular function: ATP binding; DNA ligase (ATP) activity; DNA binding.